AUGACGGGAGUCAGAGGGUGGGCCGCUCUCGGGGAAGACACCCCCGGUGUUCAGUACUGUUGGUGGGUUCUGGCCCUCUCAACUCAGACCCAGGCCCCGGACAGCAGACCUGCGGAGACCCUGGCUUUCGGCUGCUGCUUCUUAAUGCCAGAUUCAUCAGAUCAAAUUAUUCUUUCAUCAAAGCCUAGGAAACUUUUGCCAACUUUAAUUGAUUCCCCAAAUGGGGCUCCGUUAGACAUUCACAAUAAAGAAGGAAAUCACAUUCUCUUUUCAGAUGAUGGUGACGCAUAUUUGACUAAUCCGUGGCUGACUCAGUUUCUCCCCGUGGUUGACAUUAUUGCGUUUGUUCUGGGUCUUCCGUUAAACAUGUUGGCUAUUCUUAUCUUUGUGAUGAAGACAAAGUUUCGGAAGCCAGCUGUGGUGUACAUGUUCAACCUGGCUUCUGCAGAUCUGCUUCUACUGAGUGUGCUGCCUUUUAAAAUUGCCUAUCUUUUGCGGGGACACAACUGGGUCUUUGGACCCACCAUGUGCCAGUUGGCCACUGCUACUUUCUUCUGCAACAUGUACUGCUCCAUUCUGCUGAUGACGGCGAUCAGCAUUGAUCGUUUCUUGGCAGUGGUUUACCCCAUGCAGUCUCUGUCCUGGCGCACAGUGAAAUGCGCCUCUGUGGUCUGUUUGACCAUCUGGCUCCUCGCCAUAGCAGGAGCGAUACCACUGCUGGUCUUUGAUCACACUCUUUGGAUACCUCAGCUCAACAUUACCACCUGCCUCAAUAUGCUAAAUAUUUCUGCUACUGUGAAAUUCUUUAGCUAUUAUUCUUUUGCCUUGUCUAUUUUCUUCUUUUUUAUCCCUCUACUAAUCUCUACCACUUGUUAUAUUUGCAUUAUAAGGCAACUUUCUUUGUCCAGAGUUAUGGCAAAGCCAGGGAGGAAGAGACGUGCCAUCCUCUUGUCUGCAGCUGUCAUGGGCACCUUCUUGCUUUUUUUUGGCCCACCCAACAUCCUGUCCUUGAUGCAACUCUUUUCUCCAUACCACCAGCUCCACAGCAUCUUUUUUGCCUACAUGCUCAGCCUCUGCUUGAGCCCCUUCAACUGUUGCUUUGACCCCUUCAUCUACUACUACGCCUCCUCUGAAUGUCAGAGGCAGGUCUGGCGUUUUCUGUGCCACCGAAGGCUGCUUCUAGUUAAAAAAGGGAGCCAGACAAGCAGCAACAUCGCGCCCUUUCCCAGUGGCUUAGAGCAUUCAUUUCACACUUAG
Messenger RNA from Python bivittatus (Burmese python), 1257 nucleotides. Lineage: Eukaryota; Metazoa; Chordata; Lepidosauria; Squamata; Pythonidae. The record is from RefSeq and is a predicted model, not a curated record.